Molecule: messenger RNA, 971 nt
Organism: Triticum urartu
Lineage: Eukaryota; Viridiplantae; Streptophyta; Magnoliopsida; Poales; Poaceae
Source: RefSeq, a predicted model, not a curated record
CCCGUCUGGUCCCCCGGGAUCAUCUACUACGUGGCCGUGGUGCAGCAGUCCCCCUACGUCGUCUUCUCCGCGCUGCAGUCCGACCGCCGCCUCGGCAGCAGCUUCCACGUGCCCGCGGCGUCCUUCACCGUCUUCGCCAUGCUCGCGCAGACGCUCUGGAUCCCCAUCUACGACCGCCUCCUCGUGCCGCGCCUCCGCAAGGUGACCGGCAAGGACGAGGGCUUCACGCUGCUCCAGCGCCAGGGCAUCGGGAUCGCGCUCUCCACCGUGGCCAUGAUCAUCUCCGCCGUCGUCGAGGACCGGCGCAGGGACAUCGCGCUCAACCAGCCCAACAUCGGCACCACGCAGACCGGCGGCGGCAUCUCCGCCAUGUCCAGCUUCUGGAUGGUGCCGCAGCUCAUGAUCCUCGGCCUCUCCGAGGCCUUCAACCUCAUCAGCCAGAUCGAGUUCUACUACAAGGAGAUCCCGGAGCACAUGAGGAGCGUCGCCGGCGCGCUCGCCUUCUGCAACCUCGCGCUCGGGAACUACCUCAGCGGCUUCCUGACGACGAUCGUGCACCGGACCACGGGGGGCGGCCAGAACUGGCUGGCGCAGGACCUCAACAAGGGCAGGCUCGACCUCUUCUACUGGAUGAUCGCCGGCAUCGGCGUCUUCAACUUCGUCUACUUCAUGAUCUGUGCCAGGUGGUACAGGUUCAAGGGGACCAGAGAUGCUUGAUGCAAUGGGGAAGAAGGGGGUAGAAUAAGGUCAGGUGAUUAACUCACGUGUCUUAUACCACAGUAGCUAUUUCCCUUUUUGUCUUCUUAUAAUUAUUUGGUUCUGGUGUUACGAAAUCAAUCAAUCUAUAUUCUAUAGAUGAAGUGGGUGGGGAAAGAGAGGAAGAAAGGUAAGUUGUUAAAAUGAAAGAAACAACAAUGGGGUGGUUAAUUUCUUGUAAGUUGUUAAAAUGAAAGAUGAACGAUUUCACUGUA